Molecule: messenger RNA, 1652 nt
Organism: Chara braunii
Lineage: Eukaryota; Viridiplantae; Streptophyta; Charophyceae; Charales; Characeae
Source: the annotation of a GenBank genome assembly
CUGAGCGUGGUGCCCGUCACGAGCCCUUCGGGUCAUAUAUUCUGCGCCCGGAGAGAGGCGCCAUCGCCUGAGACAGAUACGUGGGAGGCGCGCUCUUGUGCGGUCAGUGGCGGGCAAGUUUUUUGUGUUUGUGGUCGGCGGUGUGCGGCGGCGGGGGAUUCGACGACGAUGUUUUGACUCGAAGAAUUUGUUUCCAAGCGAUCCCAAAUCGCGUUCGGAGGGUCGGGUGAUAUACCCAAUCGUCUCGUCGUCACUGCCCGAGCCUUGGCCGCCGCAAGCGACCGAAUUCCACGGAAGCGGGCGGCUGUAAUCAGCGGAAGCAGGCGGUGAGGAACGAACCCUAUCUACCUACCUACCUACCGGUAGUUGAUAACCAUGGCAGCACCCAUGACUGGAGAAGAACUUGCCAAAGCCUUCGUUGACCAUUACUACAAAACUUUCGACGCCAAUCGAGCCUUACUCGCCAAUCUGUAUCAAGACCAUUCCAUGCUGACUUUUGAAGGCAAUCAGUUCAGGGGAGCGCAGGCCAUUCAUGAGAAGCUCACGGGUCUGCCUUUCCAGCAGUGCCGGCAUGUAAUAUCGACUGUUGAUUGCCAGCCAUCGGGAAUGCCAGACGGGAUGAUCGUCUUCGUCAGCGGCACCUUGCAGGUCGAAGGAGAGCAGCACGUUCUCAAGUUUAGUCAGAUGUUCCAUCUAUUGAAGGGCCCUACGUCGUUCUACGUGUUUAAUGACAUCUUCCGACUCAAUUAUGCAUAGGUUUGAAUUGCGCAGGCAACGUUUGCCAUAUUUGGGGGUUAUUAUCUGGCGGCUUCAUUCAGCUCUACCUUCUUGUGCGCGCGCGCAAGUCCGUGGCGAGGGCGUGAUUAAUGCUUGUUGGUGUUUUGGCUUACUGGCAUUUUAUACUGUCUAUCCAUGCUUCCGAUCCGAGGGGGUUUGGGUAGACUCGGUUGGGGUUUUGGGGGGGAGGGGGGGUGUCUGAGAUAGAGAGAAAAUUAGGUGAGGGUAUAGAAAGAGUAGGCGGGGGGAUCUUCUUUUGGGUGCAAUCGUGAGAAUGUACGUGCGCAACCUCUAGAUGAGUUUACAGAACGGAAGGCCUUGCUUGCUGCUGGAGGAGGAAAGCACAAGUAGUUGUAAGAUCAGGGCUCACUCACAAGAGGGCUUUUUCUACGAAGCUCUGGACGUCAUUGCGAUCAGAUUCAUCCUGCGCUCGCCGUAAUUACGGUCAGAUGCAUUCCGGGAACUGUUAGUGUGAGUAGGAUGCCCGCACAAUGGUACUUAGGAUGAGUCGUGGUUUUGAUGCAACGACAAUUGUAGACAAUGGGCGUGGGUCAUCUCGCCGUAAUUGCGGUCAGGUGCGCUGUAUGCUCGAUCCGUGUAAGGAUUGGGCGGGCCUUUGUGCGUUUGUGCCUGCUUCUUGUGUUGCUUUCUCUUACCUCUAAGCUGAACUGGCUUCCGGAAUGUAGCAGGGGACGAGGAAUUAUGGAUUUGGACAGUUUUUGUGUGGUGGUUACCUGAGUGAAAAUUCUUUUGGGUGAGAGACUUGACUGGACUCUUCCGGUCACCAUCGAGUAUCCUUUCUCCAUUGUUUCAGAAUUGUUUCAGAAUGAUUUAAAUGUUCGACAACGAACGUUUUUGGAUUAUCAUACUAACGU